This is a messenger RNA of Chironomus riparius, 1247 nucleotides long. The record is from the annotation of a GenBank genome assembly. Lineage: Eukaryota; Metazoa; Arthropoda; Insecta; Diptera; Chironomidae.
AUAAAUUUCAAUCCUGUCAACUGAAAAUAUCAAAUCACAAAAAUCAGAAAACAUUUUAAAUUACGUUGAUUUUAAAAGAACUUUAAUUUAUUUAACAAAAUAAAAACAUGGAAAAAUAAAAAAGCAUUUAAAAACUUAAUUAGCUUUCCAAAAAAAAACUUGUCAUCAAAUUUAGUGAUUGUUGUUGAUCCAUGUCAAGAAGCUUGUGACACGAGCAAAUCCAUUGGGGAAUGUUCCAGCACAUCCAGCAGAGGCACCGAAUGAAACAACUCCGAUUUGGAUUGGACGAGUGUCUCCAGCACGUGGAACGGUGAGUGGACCGCCUGAAUCUCCAUUGCAUGAUCCUUGUCCAUGGGUUGUGCUGAUACAGAUGACUGAGGCAACAAUGACUGAUGAUCCAAAGACUGAUGAACAGGCAGCGUUGGUGAUGACUGGAGCUGUUGCAACACGAAGAACGGCUGAUGUAGCUCCGGUAUUUGUGACACGUCCCCAUCCAGAGACUGUGGCGGUUUCACCGACGAACAAUUCACUUGCGAAUGCAGUUGGGAGACGUGUUGUCACAUCAGCCAACUACAGAAUCCAUGCCAACUACAACCCAAGCAACUUGAACAAUGAUAUCGCAAUCUUGCUCGUUCCAACAGCAUGGACACACAACGCAAAUGUUCAACCAACACGUCUCCCAACUGCAUUCGCAAGUGAAUUGUUCGUCGGUGAAACCGCCACAGUCUCUGGAUGGGGACGUGUCACAAAUACCGGAGCUACAUCAGCCGUUCUCCGUGUUGCAACAGCUCCAGUCAUCACCAACGCUGCCUGUUCAUCAGUCUUCGGAUCAUCAGUCAUUGUUGCCUCAGUCAUCUGUAUCAGCACAACCCACGGACAAGGAUCAUGCAAUGGAGAUUCAGGCGGUCCACUCACCGUUCCACGUGCCGGAGACACUCGUCCAAUCCAAAUCGGAGUUGUUUCAUUCGGUGCUGCUGCUGGAUGUGUUGGAACAUUCCCCAAUGGAUUUGCUCGUGUCACAAGCUUCUUGACAUGGAUCAACAACAACCAUUAAAUUUCUUUUAUUUAAUUGGCAAUUUGUUAAAAGCUGUAUUAAGACCGUAUAAUCCUCCGAUCUUCAGAGGUCUUGAACUGAGCUUAUUGAUUUUCUUAAUUAAUAAGCGACGUUUCAGAUUUUUGAAGUUUAGGGAAAAAUUGAUAAAUGGCUUCCACAAAUAAAUUAAUAAUUUUUCAAGAAUUAAAUCGUU